AGCCAUGAAUGUGAUGGGAGGGGCGGACAGAGCAGCAGCAGCAGCAAAUCUGGGGUCCAACAUCCUCUGUGCUGAAGCUUUUCUGCACCUCUCCUGCUUCUAGACCCUCACGAACCUCAACCCUGUCCACGAAUAUUUCCAGGUCUUAUGCACACAACGAUAGGCGGUAGAGCGAAGCUCGGGGGGCACCGCGUUAGUGACGAAAACCACAUUUUGUUUGAUUUUCCCCACUUUGGCCCGGUGUGCCUCAGCAACCAGGAAAAUUGCUUGGUGUAGCUGUAUCGGAGAGAAGGCUCGAGAGGAGGUGAAACUGCGGGACAUGAUGACCGAGAAAGACGCGUCGUCAGAGAAGAUAAUCACAGAUGCAAUGGCUGAUCCUUCUCCAGCAAAGAGCAUGGGCGACCCUGGAAUUACACCUCUCUCUCCUUCACACACUCAGCAGAAUGAUACAGACCAGGUACCGUCAGGGCCGUCCUUUGUGGUCGUAGUUGCCAUUGACUUUGGCACCACAUCCAGCGGUUAUGCUUAUGCCUUUGCUAAGGAACCAGAGUGCAUUCACACCAUGAGGCGUUGGGAGGGUGGGGACCCAGGUGUAUCCAAUCAGAAGACACCGACCACCAUCCUUCUCACUCCAGACAGGAAGUUCCACAGUUUUGGUUAUGCGGCUCGUGACUUCUAUCACGACCUGGACCCCAGCGAAUCCAAACACUGGCUUUACCUUGAAAAAUUCAAAAUGAAGCUCCACACCACUGCAAACCUGUCCAUCAACACUGACCUCCAUGCAGCUAAUGGGAAGCGUGUCAAAGCUCUGGACAUCUUUGCCUAUGCUUUGGCUUUUUUUAAGGAACAAGCACUGAAGGAGCUGAGUGAUCAGACAGGCGGCGAGUUUGACAACAGUGAUGUCAGAUGGGUGAUCACAGUUCCUGCCAUCUGGAAAAUGCCUGCAAAGCAGUUCAUGAGGGAAGCUGCUUACAAGUCUGGUCUGGUUUCCCGGGAAAACCCUGAGCAGCUGAUCAUCGCCUUAGAACCUGAAGCAGCAUCAAUCUAUUGCCGCAAGCUCCGCCUCCACCAGAUGGUGGACCUGGGCACCCAGACCACACAGAAUGGCUUCAGCCCCUCUGACAAUGUGGGCAGUGGGAUGGGCCAAGCAGCUAAGGAGCAUGUACGGCGCAACCGGCAGAGUCGCACGUUUUUGGUGGAAAAUGUCAUAGGGGAGCUUUGGUCGGAGCUGGAAGAAGGUGACCGAUAUGUUGUGGUGGACUGUGGUGGAGGAACAGUUGACCUGACUGUCCAUCAGAUCCGUCUUCCAGAAGGACAUCUGAAAGAGCUCUACAAGGCUUCGGGUGGCCCCUAUGGGUCCAUUGGGAUUGACUAUGAAUUUGAGAAGCUGCUGUGUAAGAUCUUUGGCCAAGAUUUCAUUGACCAAUUUAAGAUAAAGAGGCCAGCUGCGUGGGUGGAUCUGAUGAUUGCAUUUGAGUCUCGAAAGAGAGCUGCAGCCCCUGACAGAACCAAUCCUCUCAAUAUUAACCUGCCCUUCUCCUUCAUUGACUACUACAAGAAGUUCAGAGGCCACAGUGUGGAACAUGCUCUGCGCAAAAGCAAUGUGGACUUUGUUAAGUGGUCAUCUCAGGGGAUGCUGCGGAUGAGUCCAGAUGCUAUGAACUCCCUCUUUAAGCCCACCAUAGACCACAUCAUCCAACAUCUCACUGAGCUCUUCGAGAAGCCAGAAGUCAGUGACAUCAAGUUCCUGUUUUUAGUGGGAGGUUUUGCCGAGUCUCCCUUGCUGCAGCAAGCUGUCCAGAACAUGCUUCAGGGGCGCAGCCGCAUUAUCAUCCCCCAUGACGUUGGCCUAACCAUCCUGAAAGGCGCUGUUCUGUUUGGCCUGGACCCCAGUGUGAUUAAAGUCCGCCGCUCGCCGCUCACAUACGGGGUUGGUGUCCUCAAUCGUUUUGUGGAGGGGAAGCACCCACCGGAGAAGCUGCUAGUUAAAGAUGGAACACGCUGGUGCACGGACGUCUUCGACACCUUCAUAGCUGCGGACCAGUCUGUGGCGCUUGGCGAGAUGGUCAAGCGGAGCUACACGCCAGCUAAACCUUCCCAGCAGGUUAUUGUCAUCCAUGUUUACUGCUCUGAGAAGGAGAAUGUGGGCUUCAUCAGCGAGCCCGGUGUCAGGAAGUGUGGGACACUGCGCUUAGACGUGAGCGGAACAGAAAGUACAGCGGCACGCCGAGAGAUCCAGACGCUCAUGCAGUUCGGCGACACGGAGAUCCGAGCCAUGGCAGUGGACGUGUCUACCGGACGCACUGUCAAAGCUAGUAUUGAUUUCCUAAGCCAUUAAGUAUCAAAAGAGAAGUCAUGCUCCAGUCUGGAGCUGUGGAGACGGACGCUAACAGCUUACACAUACAUACAAACACAUACCUGUAGGGGCGUGUACUGGGAAGGUUCAGUCACUCUUCAUUUAAGCACUAAAGUGAUGAUGUGUGCAACCUUAACUUAAACUCAGACAUUCAGCUUUAGAAUCCGCGUUUCAUCGAGGUAAGAAGAGAGGCGCUAAUGAGAGCUUAGUAUGUUUUAAGUUCGUCACUUCACCACAUCUGUCAAGUUUCGUGGAUAAGCAGCUUUCUAGUGGUCACUCCCUCCAAGGAAACCCCUGAACCCAGUGAUGAGGCUUAAAAGCUCCUGACAGAAGCUUCUUCAUGCUUUAAUCUAUGUUAUGCAGAUCUACUGCCUCUGGCACAGAGAGGAACACACACGGUGAAUUCAUCUUUGUUUGUUGUUUUUCUGUUCUGAGGGUAUGAAAAGGUCAGUAUACAUCCUCAGAAGAGCUACACAAAAAUAUCUUAAUGUUCUUCUAUAUAAACUCGUGUCAUGUCAGUAGUUCUGCAACAUUCAGCCCUUUGAAUGGUUCCCUCGAGGGCAAAACACACAAUUUUCCUUAUAUAUGGCCAGUCUGCCAACUGGACAACUUGCAGUCAUCUUCCAUUUAUGAGAUUACAAGCUUAAAAAUAACUAGCAUUACUAUGUAAAAAUGUUCAGCUAUGGAGGAUUGAUGCAAAGUGUUAAUGCUGUGACAUCUUUGGGUAGCUGCUAAAAGUGAAACAACGGUGACUCGCUAUCAUUUACCAAAACUAAAUGUAAAAAUAUACACUAUAUCAUUCUUAAUAGGUUGAGGACGCACGCAAAAAUAUUAAUUUGAGUCAUUUUGCUCAUUUUCCAUUAAUGGGAGAUGUGUGAGUAGUUCAUAUUUUUAGAUUGAAUUUAGCUUCCAGCAUGGGGCUGACUCUCACAGUCAGGUUCAUUUAAAACAGUUUCACAUUGAUUUCAUUAUUACAAUCUAUGAAAAACAUGUUUCACAUCCUGCAUAGACAUUCAAUACUUACAUACAUAAGAGAUCAUAUUUGUGCUUCGCCUGUAGCAACAUACUUCAUGUUUACAGCCUCAUGUAUGUAGGGUUUGGUGCAGAAAUAUGGGUUUUUACUCAACCGAGGUUGCUGAUUUUUUCAACUUUUAUUAGCCUUUGCCCACCGCUGGAGAGGAAAGCUUCUUCUACCAGGGAAAACAUGCUGUCCUCUUCAUGCUUUGGUUUCAUGAUCAAGCCUUUAGACCCAGUAUUACACAGACAAAGGGAACCCACGUAAAGGCUGAAGGUGUGGUGAUUCUAUUGCAACUACAUUUAGAGUAGUAUAUUUAUAAAGUAUAUAGCCACUUUAACCAUUAGGCUGAAUCAUGCAAAAGCACCAGCUUGGCCCUUUGAUGUAAUCCAGUGUUAUAUCUGAUUCCAGUAAUGUGAAAUGUGCUGCAAGCUCAAUCCUAAAGAAAGAACAACCAUCAAUGUGCUUAACUGUGGCCUUUAUUAGUUUUUGCUUCUGAUUAUCAGCUGUGGAAAGAGGACGCCCACUCGACCUCUUUGAUUGCACGUAUAAGGUGCAACAGGCCAGUUGAGGCAAACAACAGUGUAUUUAUUUCUGUAAAUACAGUAUUUAAAUAUUGUACAGAUUUUUAGCAUUGUAUGAGCAAUUUCAAAGCCAAGAGUGCAUAUGUCUGUGUUUUUGUGUACGUGCACAUGAAGGAGAGAAGAAAGCUCGUGUUCUGUCACACAGACAUCCUCAACAUUUCUGUCUCACCAGCCAUAGCGUGAGAGUUAGGGGCUUUGUUGUGUUCCUUCAAAGACUGGACGCGUCACCUUACUGUUACUUUGCAAUCACAAAAAAAAACUUGAAUACCUUUGUCCUUAAAAAUAUGACAGAUCGUCAUUCAGAUUGUCUUCAUUAAAGUGUGAGGCACAGUCACCAAUAAUCAUACAGGUAAAAUCUCCAGAUUAUUAUACAAAAAAGUCUCAAUCAUGAUAGUGCCUAGCAUGAAUAAAUGUGAUGUUCAAAUUCUGUCACCACCAAGAACAUAAGGUGCUUACUUUCACCUGCAACUCGGUUCAUAAAGACAUCCGUUUGUCCCUGCAAUGGAGGAAGAUCCAUAUUUGAAUAAGCAGAAAAUGAUCGAAUUGGAAUGUGCAAAACCUGAUUUCAUAGCUUAGCCUGUUUUUGACUUAAGAUUAAUUUGUUGAAACGUCCGUAAGAUUCAAACUUUAACUGUUGGCCUUUCUAGUCUCAGUGUUGCACAGAUGUAGGAGGCAGUCUGCCCUUUAACAGUCGUUGCAUUAGGGCCACAUUAUUGUUUAAAUGUCAUGCUUUGGAAAGUUACAAAUACAUACUUUAAGAAAAACUACAAGUACUUUGAUGUAUACUCAGUAUCCAUCAGCACCCACAGAUGCCAUCAUUAGAGUGGCACCUGUGGAGCACACUGACAGAGUCAGCAGGACGGAGCAAUGAUCUGAGAUUUAGGAGGAAAAACACUCAAACAUUCUAACAUUACAGUCUCAGCUGCAACAAACUCCCUUUAGGUUGUUGGAUUAUAUAAUCACACUUUUUGAAUUUCAUUUUUUCACUGCCAUGGUCCAGAUAUGCAGCAGUUAUGAGUUAUGUAUAAGUCUGAAUUAUUACUGAUUUCCUUUGAUCCUUUGUUUAAACUGUGAAUUAAAGCUGGUCUCGCCUUUCAGUGUAAAUGUACAAAGCUGCACAAGCUUCAGUGCCCUCUGCUGACUUCAGCACUCUUUCUGCGAUGCACGUUUUGCAUGUGUCACAUAGGAAUGGCUGCUAUUACUAAUACACAAAACCACGCUUAACUACUGAUGUUUACUGUGGUAGUGUCCUCUUUUUGAGCUCUGGUGUUUGAGCUCAAACGAUGGCAGCUCAUAACAAACAUUACUGAUAACUGAACUAAUAACCUUUUAUUUUACACGUCUCUGUGUUCACAAAGCAUAAAUGUAAGGCUCUACUAGCACCGUGGUUUUCUUGUUUAACAUUAGAUGAUUGCUAUGUGUUUUGUACACCUUUGAGUGUUAUGUGAUGCACAGGGUACUGUUAUGUAGCAGCUUUUUACCUAAAGCUAUAACAAGAUUAGCAGAAGACAUAUUUAGCUGACUUUAUUCUUGGUGUGUGAAGCAUCAUUUUCGGUCAAUGAGUCAAUGAUUGCAGGUUAUUUGGAUGUGAUUUGAGUAGCACUCUAGUCAGCUUGCGUUGUCUUUAAGCAUCUCCUUAAGACUCUCUAGAAAAUCCAAGAAUUCAGAAGAUUUCACAGCUAAAAUCACAGAGCUUGUAGUAAGGAUCACCUCAGCCACUCUGGAACGCAAAAACUAAGCAAACUUUAUUGUUUAGGCAAAGACAUUUUUAUGUUUAUUAUUUUUCAUGCAGUACUAUGUGUAUUUUGCCAAUGCCAGAUAUUCACUGUCACUAAUAAAAUGUUUAUUUCAAA
Pelmatolapia mariae (spotted tilapia) is the source of this 5808-nucleotide messenger RNA. It is a transcript of the gene hspa12a, whose product is annotated as heat shock protein 12A. The transcript is spliced from 12 exons. NCBI's taxonomy places the organism in Eukaryota, Metazoa, Chordata, Actinopteri, Cichliformes, Cichlidae. The record is from RefSeq and is a predicted model, not a curated record. Bases 320 to 2338 code for a protein of 672 amino acids.